This is a messenger RNA of Armigeres subalbatus, 2670 nucleotides long. RefSeq lists its product as uncharacterized. The transcript is spliced from 5 exons. The coding region runs from base 1 to 2670 and encodes 889 amino acids. The record is from RefSeq and is a predicted model, not a curated record. NCBI's taxonomy places the organism in Eukaryota, Metazoa, Arthropoda, Insecta, Diptera, Culicidae.
AUGCCUGUAUCCGGCGACUUUCAAGUAAUCUACCAGCAAAUCCUGCGGCAUAAUCAAGCGAUGGCGGAGCAAAACACCCGGCUGAUGGAGAUGAUGGAACGUUUCGGCAAUCAAGAAAACGUUUCCAAUCGACCUUAUCUUAUAUACUACACGGAGUUCAUCAUCGAAUCUCUGGCCUCCAACAUCCGGGAGUUCGUCUACGAUCCAGACAUCGGGCUCGUUUUCGACCGGUGGUACCGGAAGUACGAAGACCUUUUCCUCAAGGACGUAGCGAAGUUGGACGAUGCGGCGAAAGUGCGGUUGCUGUUGAGAAGCCUCAGCGUGACGGUGCACGACAAGUACGUCAACUUCGUGUUCCCAAAGCACCCCCGUGAGUACUCGUUCGAUGAGAUGGUGAAGAAGCUGACAGAGCUGUUCAGCGUCCGAAUCUCCCUGUUCAGCAAGCGGUACCAGUGCUUCCAGCUAACGAAGCACGACGCGGACGACUUUCUAACGUACGCUGGGACGGUCAACCGAUGCUGUGAAGACUUCGAGCUCAGCAAGAUCACGGCGGACCAAUUCAAGAGCCUGAUUUUCACCUGUGGGCACCGAUCGUCGAAGGACGCAGACAUCCGAACGAGACUCCUAUCCAAGCUUGAGGCUAACGCGGCAGAUGAAUGCACUCUGGAAUCACUCAUCACGGAGUGCCAACGUCUGCAAAACCUCAAGCAUGACACGACCAUCGAGAAGAAGAAGACGAAGUCCGAAGGUCCAAAAACACCCUGCUGGCAGUGUGGCGGAAUGCACUACGUCCGGGACUGCAAAUACACGAAGCACGUUUGUCGGGACUGCAAGCAAACCGGCCACAAAGAAGGGUAUUGUGGCAGCUACACAUCGAAGGCGGCACUCAAGAAGAAGAAGCACGUGAACGGAAUUUUCUCCAUCAACCAGGUCAGCUGCACUUCUAGACGGAAGUUCCUAACGGUGGAUAUCAACGGGUCUCAAGUCACUCUGCAGUUGAACACCACGUCCGACAUCACCAUCGUUUCGAAGAAGCAGUCGAAGAAGAACCUGGGCUCGCCAACGCUGACUCCCACAACACGGACUGCCCGGGCUGCGGCUGCUUUUCCUCUACUUGGUGAACUCCGAUACCCAAUCAAACUCGGAGGUGUCACCAAAACCGCAACUUUCUACGUGACCAACAACAGCAUCAAACUGAUCGGUCUGGACUGGAUCGAGCUGUUCAAGCUGUGGGACACUCCGCUAUCUGCAAUCUGCAACCAGGUCCACGUUGCCGAUGGUCAAGUCAAUCAAAUCCAAGUGUACAAAGCUGCGUAUCCCGAAGUGUUCAAGAACGGCCUCGGACACUGCAAGAAGAUGAAAGUCCGACUCUAUCUCAAGCCCGAUGCCAAACCCGUUUUCAAGCCGAAGCGCCUAGUUCCUUUCAUGUCCAUGGAGAAGGUCGAUGCGGAGCUGGACCGACUUCAAUCGCUGGGCAUCAUCACGCCUGUCGAUUUCUCGCAGUGGGCGGCUCCGAUCGUCGUGCAGAAGAAGCCCGGAGGAAAAGUGCGAAUCUGUGCUGAUUACUCAACUGGACUGAACGCUGCCCUGGAGCCCAACCAUUACCCGCUACCGGUCCCUGAUGACAUCUUUACCAAGCUCAAUGGGUGCCGGUAUUUCAGCGUCAUCGACCUGAGUGACGCCUAUCUUCAAGUGGAAGUUGACGACGACUCGAAGCAGCUGCUCACAAUCAACACGCAUCGAGGUCUCUUCCGCUUCAACCGGCUCGCACCAGGAGUAAAAUCCGCUCUCGGGGCCUUCCAGCAGUUGAUGAACAGCCAUGCCUACGGUUUCGUUCUGAGGGAAGAAAAGUGCAACAUUCUGCAGCCGGAGGUAAAGUAUUUGGCGCACAUCGUAGACGAGAACGGUCUCCGUCCAGACCCAUCCAAGGUGGAAGCCAUUGUCAAGAUGCCACCGCCCACAGAUGUCACAACUUUACCCUCGUUCCUUGGUGCGGUAAAUUUCUACGCGAAGUUUGUCCCGAAGAUGCACCAACUGCGGCGGCCACUCGACGCGCUGCUGAAGAAGGAUGCCAAAUUCGUUUGGAACAGUGAGUGCCAGAAAUCGUUCAGGCGCUUCAAGGAAGUCUUCCAGUCGGAUUUGCAUCUGACACACUACGAUCCACCACUAGACAUCAUGCUGCCGACGCCUCGCAGUCCGGAAUCGCCACUCCUCCGGAUAUUCGGACAGAAGAAGGGAAUUCCGGUUCACACGGCCAACCGCCUUCAACGUUGGGCCCUGACGCUUCUGUGCUACAACUUCGACAUCGAGUACGUGUCCACCACGCAGUUUGGAUAUGCCGACGUACUGUCCCGCCUCAUCAACGGUUACGUCAAACCAGAGGAGGACUUCAUCAUCGCAUCGAUUCAACUGGAAAACGACAUCGAGAUUCCACUCCAGGAAGCCAUCAGUUCGCUGACAAUGACGUUCAAAUCGGUGCGCGGCGCUACUCUCCAGUGCCCAGUUCUCCAACAAGUGAUCCAGUACCAGCGUGGAUGGCCCUCCAAAAUCGAUGACAUCGCUAACCCUGAAGUUCGCCCUUUCUUCGCUCAUCGAGACGCUCUAUCGGUAUCUAAUCAUCGAGGCCAUCGGACGGGUCAACCACAACGUGCUGCUGGACGAUUGGCAUAG